Molecule: messenger RNA, 2273 nt
Organism: Nomascus leucogenys (northern white-cheeked gibbon)
Lineage: Eukaryota; Metazoa; Chordata; Mammalia; Primates; Hylobatidae
Product: golgin subfamily A member 6-like protein 22
Source: RefSeq, a predicted model, not a curated record
GGGUGCACUUGUGAUUACAGAGGAAACACUUUUCAACUGGAAGAUGUCAUUAAACAGAGGAUAACAGAUCAGUUGAGAGACCAUCAUCCCCAGACCAACCCUAGUGUUGGUACAGGAGCAAGCGACACCAAAAAGCAGAAAAUAAAUAAUGGCACUAACCCUGAGACAACAACUUCCUGUGGUUGCCACUCACCUGAGGAUGAAAAGACGGCAAGCCACCAACAUCCGGAAGCCCUAAGGAGGGAGCUAGAGGCCCAGGUUCAUACCAUACGAAUCCUUACAUGUCAGAAAACGGAGCUUCAGACGGCACUCUAUUACAGCCAGCAUGCUGCCAAGCAGUUGGAAGGAGAGUCUAGGGAUCUGAUGAGCCGCCUGCAUGAUUCAUGGAUGUUUGCAGGAGAGUUAGAGCAGGCUCUCUCUGCUGUGUCUACACAGAAGAAGAAGGCGGAUAGGUACAUCGAGGAGUUAACAAAGGAGAGGGAUGCCCUGAGUCUGGAACUGUACAGGAACACCAUAACCAAUGAGGAGUUGAAGGAGAAAAACGCUGAACUACAAGAAAAACUUCGACUUGUAGAAUCUGAAAAGUCUGAGAUCCAGCUCAACGUAAAGGAGCUAAAAAGGAAGCUGGAGAGGGCCAAGCUCCUGCUGCCACAGCAGCAGCUGCAGGCGGAGGCUGACCACCUGGGUAAGGAGCUGCAGAGUGUGUCAGCAAAGCUCCAAGCCCAGGUGGAAGAGAACGAGUUGUGGAACCGCCUGAACCAGGAACAGGAGGAGAAGAUGUGGAAGCAGGAGGAGAAGAUACGGGAGCAGGAGGAGAAGAUACGGGAGCAGGAGGAGAAGAUGCAGGAGAAGGAGGAGAAGAUGCAGAGGCAGGAGGAGAUGACGCGGGAGAAGGAGGAGAAGAUACGGGAGCUGGAGGAGAAGAUGCACGAGCAGGAGAAGAUACAGGAGCAGGAGAAGAUACGCGAGCAGGAGAAGAGGCAGGAGCAGGAGGAGAAGAUAUGGAGGCAGGAGGAGAAGAUACACAAGCAGGAGGAGAAGAUACGAGAGCAGGAGGAGAAGAUGUGGAGGCAGGAGGAGAAGGUACACAAGCAGGAGGAGAAGAUACGAGAGCAGGAGGAGAAGAUGUGGAGGCAGGAGGAGAAGAUGCACGAGCAGGAGAAGAUACGGGAGGAGGAGAAGAGGCAGAAGCAGGAGGAGAAGAUGUGGAGGCAGGAGGAGAAGGUACGGCAGCAGGAGGAGGUGUGGAGGCACAAGGAGGAGAUGCACGAGCAGGAGGGGAAGAUACAGGAGCAGGAGGAGAAGAUGUGGAGUCAGGAGGAGAAGAUACGGGAGCAGGAGGAGAAGAUGUGGAGGCAGGAUGAGAAGAUACGGGAGCAGAAGGAGAAGAUGCACGAGCAGAAGGAGAAGAUGCACGAGCAGGAGGAGAAGAUACGGGAGCAGGAGGAGAAGAUGCACGAGCAGGAGGAGAAGAUACGGGAGCAGGAGGAGAAGAUGUGGAGGCAGGAGGAGAAGAUGAGGGAGCAGAAGGAAAUGCAUGAGCAGGAGGAGAAGAUGUGGAGGCAGGAGGAAAAGAUGCAUAAGCAGGAGAAGAUACGGGCGGAGGAGAAGAGGCAGGAGGAGGAGGAGAAGAUGUGGAGGCAGGAGGAGAAGAUACGGGAGCAGGAGGAGAUGUGGAGGCAGAAGGAGAAGAUGCACGAGCAGGAGGAGAAGAUACAGGAGCAGGAGGAGAAGGUGUGGAGGCAGGAGGAGAAGAUACGGGAGCAGGAGGAAAAGAGGCGGGAGCAGGAGGAGAAGAUGUGGAAGCAGGAGGAGAAGAUAAGGGAGCAGGAGGAAAAGAGGCGGGAGCAGCAGGAGAAGAUAAGGGAGCAGGAGGAGAAGAUAAGGGAGCAGGAGGAGAAGAUAAGGGAGCAAGAGGAGAAGAUAAGGGAGCAGGAGGAGAAGAUAUGGGAGCAGGAGGAGAUGAUGCAGGAACAGGAAGAGAAGAUUUGCGAGCAGGAGGAGAAGAUGUGGGAACAGGAGGAGAAGAUGCAGAAACAGGAGGAGAAGAUGCGGAGGCAGGAGGAGAAGAUGUGGGAGCAGGAAAUGAGGCUGCGGCAGCAGGAGGAGAAGAUGCAGGAACAGGAGGAGCACCUGGAAGCUGCCAUCUACCGAGCAGAUGACAACAAGGCAAAGACAAUAAACAUGUAAAAGCCGGCAGCAAGGCCUGGAGAAGAGUAAGCCGCCAUGUGACUGUUUAGAAUAUAGUCUCAGCACAAACCUGAAAAAAAAAA